UGUAGUUCCACUAAAUUCAUUGCGUCCCAAAUAUGUGAAAGGUUGAGUUUUGUGUCUGUAAGCAUUUGACUCAGUGAGUGGGUAAAGCGCUGAAUCUGGGUUCAGCUUCAGCUUCACCAUCUGCAUCUAUGGCUAAACCCCAUCACCUCAUUCUCCUCCUUCUGCUCUGUGCCACUCUACAAUCUUCUCUCUCCAUUGCAGCUUCACCCUCUGAUCACCUCUACAACGUUGGAGAUGUUGUCCCAUUCUUUGUCAACAAAGUGGGACCCUUCAACAACCCAAGUGAGACAUAUGAGUACUAUGAUUUGCCAUUCUGCACCCCAGACCCAAUUGUGAAAAAGAAAGAGUCCCUUGGGGAAGUUCUCAAUGGUGACCGUUUGAGCAAUGCUUUGUAUGAGUUCAAGUUCAGGGAGGACAAGAAUGGUGCGACAUUGGGCCAAAAGAAGCUUACAAUUGAUCAAGUUGCAAUCUUUAAGCAAGCUAUAAACCGUGAAUUUUACUUCCAGUUUUACUUGGAUGAUCUUCCAUUCUGGGGUUUCAUUGGGAAACUUGAAGAGGAUGGCUUGAUUCCUGGUGGGGGAGGAUCAAACUAUUACCUUUUUACACAUGUUCUAUUUGAUGUUCUGUAUAAUGGGAACCAAGUUGUGCAAGUGAAUGCUAUUGGUGAUCCAAAUCAUGCUGUAGAUAUAACUAACGAUGUUGGUGUUAAUGUUGAGUUUACUUAUUCUGUUAUCUGGAAUGCCACUAAACUACGUUUUGAGAACAGGAUGGACAGAUACUCGAGGGCUUCAUUGCUGCCUGUGAGUAGUCAAGUUCACUGGUUCUCAUUAGUUAACUCAAUUGUCAUCAUUUUGCUUUUGAUUGGUUUGCUUGCCCUCCUUUAUAUGAGGCAUCUGAAGAGCGAUUUGAAAAAGUAUUCUAAUGCAAGUGAAGAAGAUAAGGAGGUUGGUUGGAAGUCCAUCCAUGGUGAUGUACUCAGACCCCCUCCAAACUCAUCAUUACUUUUUGCUGUUGUGGGAACUGGUACCCAAUUGCUAAUCUUGCUUUGUGUCUUGCUGUUUCUUGCACUUAUUGGCACCCUAUAUCCCUACAAUCGUGGAGGACUGUUAAAUUGGCUUGUCAUCCUAUAUGCUCUUACCUCUGUUUUUUCUGGGUACACAGCAGCAUCCUUCCAUGGCCAGUUUGCCGAGAUUGGAUGGGAAAGGAGUGUUAGUCUGGCCGGGAUUCUUUACACCGGACCAGUGUUUGUUGCAGCUUCUAUCCUCAACAUUAUUGCAAUAUCAUACAGGGCUACAGCUGGACUCCCAGUGGGUUCUAUUGUUGUGAUUCUUAUAUUAUUCACAUUUCUUUCCGUCCCAUUGCUUGCAUUUGGUGGAGUGCUUGGAUUCCGUUUUAGAUCUAAAUUGCAGAGUCCCUCUUCUACAAAGAGAUAUCCAAGAGAUAUUCAGCAGCUUGCUUGGUAUUGGAGAACACCAUUUCAAAUGUUUAUUGGGGGUCUUGUUCCUUUUAGUGCAAUUGUCCUGCAAUUACAUCAGGUGUAUGCUAGUAUGUGGGGCUACAAAAUAUACACUCUUCCUAGCAUUUUGUUUGCCACAUUCAUCACUGCCGUUGUGAUCAUUGCACUUGUCAAUAUUGGCUUGACAUACAUUCAGCUAUCUGUGGAAGACCAUGAGUGGUGGUGGAGAUCUGUGCUAUGUGGUGGCUCAACAGCCAUUUUCAUGUUCGGGUAUUGUAUCUACUUUUAUGUGAGAUCAAAUAUGACUGGAUUGUUGCAGGUGUCCUUCUUCAUUGGCUAUAAUGCAUGCUUAUGCUAUGCUUUCUUCCUUAUAUUUGGUGCCAUCAGUUUCCAAGUUUCAUUGCUAUUUAUUCGCCGGAUAUACCAUGAUGUUAAAAGAGAGUGAGUCCCUUAUCUCAGAGGCACAAAGCAAUGAGGUUAUAGAAUUGAUAAAGUUUCCUUCACUAAGUGAACUCUACACACAGUGUGAUAUAAAGGGUAUCCCCUCCUUGAGUUCCUUUGCAAGGACAUUUGUGCAGAAAUUGUAUCCUUUAGUUUAUUUUUCUCUAGAUUGAAUCCAUCUUUGCACAUUUGAAAGAGGCUUCUUGCUGGCACAUUUUAGCUUGGGAGUGGAAUGAUGGAGGAUAUGUUGAAAAUGAGGUGUGAAUUCCUAAGGAGGAUUAUGUUCCUGAGUUGUGAGUAACUUUCUUUUCGGAUGUUACUUUUAUAUGGAACAGUUCGAUUUUUUUUUUUCUUAUUCAUUAAUAUUUACGUGU
Abrus precatorius (Indian licorice) is the source of this 2271-nucleotide messenger RNA. Its product is annotated as transmembrane 9 superfamily member 5. Bases 129 to 1901 code for a protein of 590 amino acids. The record is from RefSeq and is a predicted model, not a curated record. The transcript has 7 exons. Gene Ontology annotation, biological process: protein localization to membrane. NCBI's taxonomy places the organism in Eukaryota, Viridiplantae, Streptophyta, Magnoliopsida, Fabales, Fabaceae. Gene Ontology annotation, cellular component: membrane.